AUGGAGGUAGUGGAGGCCGCUGCCGCUCAAUUAGAAACUCUGAAAUUCAGUGUCAACGGCCUUGCUGUUGGGGAAGGUCUGGCGGCUCCAGCUCCAGGCUCCUGUCUUGAGCCAGAGUUACGUGCACCGCAGCAGUCGGGUGAGGCGUCACCGGACACUGGACAAAGAGCAGAGGCUCAGCCUGGAGUGGAGCAGGUGGCUCAGUACGAGUUGAGCUCCGCCGCCAACAGGAGUCCGGACCCGCAUUCACUACCCGAACUGCCACCCGGCGGGAACUGCGCCAUAGGUCUGGCUGCAGCAGAGCUGGCGAGGACCCCGGACUCCUUGGAGACUUCGGACUCGGACUCAGACAGUGACCCUGAAACAGAUUCAGAUAGUUCAAGCUCCUCCUCUUCCUCAUCUUCUUCCUCAUCUUCAUCUUCCUCUCAUAUAUCACUUUCUCCAGUGCUGUCAGAUGGAGAAGAUAAUUUACAAGUUAAGAAGAGUAAGAAUUUUCCUCUUAAAACAAAAGACGAGUUACUUCUUGAUGAGUUACCAUCUGUUGAAGAACUCACUAUUAUUCUUCCUGAAGAUAUUGAAUUAAAGCCUCUUGGGAUGGUUUCCAGUAUUAUUGAACAGUUAGUAAUAAUUGAAUCUCUUACUAGUGUACCUCCUGUUAAUGAGGAGACUGUGAUUUUUAGAAGUGAUCGACAAGCUGCAGGAAAGAUAUUUGAGAUAUUUGGACGCGUUGCACAUCCAUUUUAUGUGUUACGGUUUAAUUCUUCAGAGCACAUUGAAAGUAAAGGUAUUAAAAUAAAGGACACUAUGUAUUUUGCUCCAUCAAUGAAAGAUUUUACCAAAUUUAUAUUCACAGAAAAACUUAAACACUGGGACUGUGAUGAAUUUGAGUCUAAGCCAGAAGUCAGACUUCUAGCCAGGGAAUACCCAUAUCUGAUAGUUGUAAAGACCCACAUUUUAAAGUUACUGGCCUUGGAUUUCAGUGAUGAUGAGAAAGAAUCCGAAGCCAAACAGAGGAAAAAGUCUCAGAUUCAAGGAAGGAAAAAACUCAAAUCUGAAUUUAAUGAACCAGGUGGCGAUAUUGCAGAAGUACAUCAGAAUUGGAAUGCUCAUACUUCUGCUUCAGAAUAUUCAAAGGGAUAUCGCAACAGAGAAUUCACCCGAGGAUUUUCCAGAGGUAGAUAUCCUCGACCUUGCCAUGGAGGACCUCCACCUCAACAGUUUUAUAACACAGAGCAUGUGGUAUCUCAGGAGACAUCGGGGUUUCCACCUCAGAGACAAGACAGUCCUAUGAUGCCACAAUAUCCCUUUCCUCCUCCUGUGUUUGACAUGAAUAAUAUUUCACUCCCUCCACCACCACCUCCACCCCCAUUUGUAAACAUGGGUUGGCCUGCACCUAAUGUGACACCUCAUCCAUUACUGAAUUUGCCAUACUCCCUCCCUCCUCGUCCUCUCCCACCUCCACCCCCUCAACCUCCACUACCCUAUCCUGGAGACAGUAAUUCUUCUCAUUUUGGAACUUACUAUUAG
Orycteropus afer afer is the source of this 1527-nucleotide messenger RNA. Lineage: Eukaryota; Metazoa; Chordata; Mammalia; Tubulidentata; Orycteropodidae. The record is from RefSeq and is a predicted model, not a curated record.